Molecule: messenger RNA, 1764 nt
Organism: Harpegnathos saltator (Jerdon's jumping ant)
Lineage: Eukaryota; Metazoa; Arthropoda; Insecta; Hymenoptera; Formicidae
Product: pickpocket protein 19
Exons: 7
Coding region: 1-1764 (587 amino acids)
Biological process (GO): sodium ion transmembrane transport
Cellular component (GO): plasma membrane
Molecular function (GO): ligand-gated sodium channel activity
Source: RefSeq, a predicted model, not a curated record
AUGAAGCCGAAUCGCUGGCAGUUGAAGAAGUUGACGAAAGUCGCGAAGCGAGCGACCAUGCGAGUCGAUCCACACAAGAAUCGCGGCCACGGCAGGAGAUUCAGGACGAUCCUACACGCGUUAAAUUACUAUUGCACGCACACGACCUUUCACGGCUUGCGAUACGUCGUCGACCCUGAUUUGCACGUCGUCGAACGACUGCUGUGGCUCAUCCUGUUCGCUGUGUCCUCUAUCGUCGCCAGCAAGGUGAUCUACUCGUUGGGGUUCCGAUAUCAGGCCGCACCAACGUCGAUCGGCAUCGACUCGAUGCAUUACAAGAUCUCCAGCUUGCCCUUUCCGAGCGUAACCCUGUGCCCGAACGACCGCGUAGACUGGAACCGGGCCCUCGAGCUCGAACGGAGGAUCUUCUCUAAUGAUACGGACAAGGCGAGUCUCGAAACUUUUCGAAAGAUACUCGGGAGGCUCUCCAUGAUGAGCUUCGGGGAUUUCGACGAGCUGGAUUUUCUGAAGAACCAAAGUCAAAGUAUUCACGGUCUCUCGGGUAGGACAGCCUGUUUCUUGACUUGGAUUACGAUCACAGGCAUCAACAUGACCGAAGUGUUGUACGAGACGAUGCCACGCUGUGACGAGCUUAUGUCCAACUGCUGGUGGCGCAACGGCAAUCGCGACUGUUGCGAAAUCUUCGAAGUGCAGCGCACCGAGUACGGAUUUUGCUACUCGUUCAAUUCGGAACUGGCGGAACCUCUCUCAUCACAGACUCAACACACCGGUCGCCGUCCGGAGUCGCGGCCACGAAGAGCGUCCGGCUACGGUGAGUGGAGCGGCGUCAAGGUUACGAUGCAUCUGGGAAACAUAACGAAGCCACCAGAUUCCGUUUCCCAGAGGACGUGCGAGAUGCAACAGUCAUACAAAUGUGCUUAUGUAUGUGUCGCAGUCGAGAUCGACGGCAUCGUGGUGAUGAUAAACUGGCCACACGUUUGGCCCAACAGCGGCACGAUGAUCCCAUCUGGUUCGUUGGUUAGCCUGUCUGUGGACUGCAUCUCCGGCUUCGCCACUCAGGGCGUGCUCGAGCUGGACGAAAGUAGGACGCCCUGCAAGUACGAUGAAACCGGCAUAUACAACCAGGAGACCUGUCUGUCGCACUGCAAACGCACCUACGUCAUUAAGCAUUGCGGUUGCAACCCGUCAUUCCUGUUCCCUUUAACCUCGGAGCGCGACUGCAACGUCGAGGAUUUCAUCUGUCUGGCCGAUUUCAAUGUGUCGAUGCGACAAGACCUGUUCAACGACUACAUCGUCCACUCAGAAGAAGAGAUCCCCGAGGACAGUAACGCCAUGAUCUGCGACUGCCCGCCGGAAUGCGACUACUACAUCUACAACAGCCGGUACUCUAACGUGCCCAUACAUGCCGUAAAUGGCGUAAUGCUGGACGUGCAUUUCAUCGGACAAACUACCUUCCGCUAUAAGACGGACAUCGUUAUCACACAAUUGGACCUUCUUGUGUCUUUCGGCGGCAUAAUCGGCUUAUUCCUGGGCGGCUCAUUGCUCAGCGCUGUCGAACUACUCUACUACGUAAUGGUGGCCGCGUUUUCGUCCCUAUACUCGCGACAAAGGACCGGAGCGGGUUCUAGGAUGCGUACGAGCGCGCCGAUCGUCCGCACAACGGUACUGCCCAUCCUGGAUUACGGCCCGCUAAAGCCGCCAGCGAGGAGAAUACCGAUUUUCGCGAAUUACGGCCUCGCGAAAUCGAAUUUGAACAGAUAUUGA